UCUUGGAACAAGAAAGUCGGGACAAAGAACCGAGAUCGGAACGGGGUCCACUUGAGCGCAUACUCCCCACCAGCGGUCAACAUACGGCGCGGGCUUUCACAGGGCAUAAGGACCCCCGAACUCGCAAGCAGACGCAUAUUUGAGGGACGAGGGCGCCUUUGAAGGGCGCCAUGCAGCACCAAACCCAGCAUCAAGGGCAGCAGCAAGCAAGGCAGACUGGAAGCAGCGCCGAAGGCACGGCCCAGAAUCGCAGUAUGACACCUACCGCAUCCGCCUCGGGGCCUUCUAGGAACCAACACUCUGAAGAAUCAUGGAUCGAGAUAGAAUCGAGACCGUCCUCCUCCUCGCUAUCCUCUGCCGCCGACGAGAUCAUCACAACCGGGCUUAGGGUCCAGCACGACUCCAACCUCCAUCGACGACGGAGACGCUCGCGCAGCACCGGCCAGUUUCGGAUAGGGACAGGAUAUCGCGUUACUAGCGCAGGUGGAGGAAACAGUAGCCAGGAAGAGUACGAUGAAAGCGAGAGCGAGUCGGACAGGGUGAUGACGUCUUCGAACGAAGGCAUCGGCCCCUCUCCUCUGCAGAAUGAACUGCCCCAGCCGCCGCGGAGUCCAUACUCGGUCGCUUCUUCAGAGACCAUGUCAGAGCGGGAAGGCGAUGACGAGGACGAGGACGAUGACGAGAAUGCGACUGCAGUCAACUAUCCCCGCUCUUCUAGGCGACAAUUUGAGCCACGACCCAACGCUUUCUCGCACCCACCAACACAGCACGCGGUUCGAACGCAGUCGGGCACCGUUUACACCCCUCGGAGACCUGCAGCUAGAUCCUCUUCGCAGCGACACUCCUAUCCCCAGCAUACUCCAUUCAACGCUGUCUCCCCUCAGCAUCAAGCAGACCAUGAUGAGGCCCUGCGCGCCAGCUUGUCCACACUCUUGUCUGCUGCUGCAGCCGUGCGAGGACUGCCGAAGCCCGGCCACUCACGUACGGUGACCUCGAAUACCUCUGGCCGGAUCGAUCCUACGUCGCUUCGGAUAGUCCCAGAAUCUGUGGCCCUCGGCGAGAUACCAGAGGACGCCAGCAGUCACCAAGUCUCCUCAGGUGGCCCUCCUACUUCUUCCUCUCCCCGCACCGCUAGCAGCAGUCCCUCCGAAAAGUCGAAGCGCAAAGCCAGCCCACCCGCCAACGCAGCCAACCGAAGCAGCAGCAAAGACCGCCGCGCAGUCAAGAAAGCCCGGAGAAUGGGUCCGCUCGUCGAUGAUAUCAGCCCUACACUGCUCACUUGGGUCGUCAGCGCCGGCGUUGUCGUCCUCAUGAGUGCACUAAGCUUCUCGGCGGGCUAUGUUGUAGGCAAGGAAGCAGGCCACGCCGAAGCCAUGGGCCAGAUCGGCGCUGUCGGUAGCGAAGCAGGCCGCUGUAGCAAAGAGGCUGCCACUGGGCUCAAAGGCGCAGGCCUGGGUCUCAGGAGGCUACGAUGGUCUGGCGGAAGCGGAGUGAGGGUCUGAGCCGCUCUCCUUCCAUAGACGGCGCCAUCUACGAGUAACGAACAAUAACGACCAAUAAGACGGCUAGAUGGGACGGAGGGAGCUAAUAAUGGGAUGAUCUUUCCGGAGUGCACAAGGCAACAAGCAUAUGUUUGGGGAUAUCCCUUUUUUCACAUACCCUCAUUUACGGCGUUUGCAUUCUCUCCUUUGUCUUUUUCAAGGUUUAGCGUUGGGUAGGCAGGUAGGCGUUUCUCGGGUUUAAGCAUGAGGUGGUAGGUGGAGUUGUGGUGGCAACUCCACUGAGUGAUGUGAGGGGACUAAUUGCGAGCGCGGGCACGGAUAGAUGGCUGGAGUUGGCCAAGUUCGCUGUCAUGUACGGCGAGUCCAUAUACAUAUGCCCGGGAUAUCUUUAGCUCAAUAUAGGAUGCGGUCUCCCUCUUCCUAUGCAUCACUUAAUCAUUGCACGGUCGCAAAGGGGCACAGGCUC
Trematosphaeria pertusa is the source of this 1968-nucleotide messenger RNA. RefSeq lists its product as uncharacterized. Bases 171 to 1502 code for a protein of 443 amino acids. The transcript has 2 exons. NCBI's taxonomy places the organism in Eukaryota, Fungi, Ascomycota, Dothideomycetes, Pleosporales, Trematosphaeriaceae. The record is from RefSeq and is a predicted model, not a curated record.